AUGGCCAACAAGCAGAUCUACUACUCUGACAAGUACUUUGACGAGCAAUACGAGUACCGACAUGUGACGCUGCCAAAGGAACUUUCAAAGCAAGUGCCAAAAUCCCAUCUAAUGUCUGAAGAGGAGUGGAGACGACUUGGUGUUCAGCAGAGUCUUGGCUGGGUUCACUAUAUGAUCCAUGAGCCAGAACCGCAUAUUCUUCUCUUCAGAAGACCUCUUCCGAAGGAUGUGCAGAAAUGAUCCUUUGUCUCUAAGCGUCUUAAUCUGGAACCAUGUACAUGAGUGUAUAUAUGUUGGUAGUAUUCAGUGAAUACUUUAAAAUGUACAAAACAGACAUCCAUACCUGUGCAUGAGCUGUAUUAUUCACAGCAACAAAGCUCAGUCAAAUGCAAUUCUAAGCAGGCUGCUAUGGUGUUCAAAGGAUGAAAUU
Dryobates pubescens (Downy woodpecker) is the source of this 430-nucleotide messenger RNA. RefSeq names its product CDC28 protein kinase regulatory subunit 2 (gene CKS2). The transcript is spliced from 3 exons. The record is from RefSeq and is a predicted model, not a curated record. Gene Ontology annotation, molecular function: cyclin-dependent protein serine/threonine kinase activator activity; protein kinase binding; ubiquitin binding. Gene Ontology annotation, cellular component: cyclin-dependent protein kinase holoenzyme complex; SCF ubiquitin ligase complex. Gene Ontology annotation, biological process: regulation of mitotic cell cycle. Bases 1 to 240 code for a protein of 79 amino acids. Lineage: Eukaryota; Metazoa; Chordata; Aves; Piciformes; Picidae.